CACCCAAACCCUAUUACAAUAUUCACCUAUAUAUUUUUCUUUUUUUGAGAGGACAAUAUUCACCUAUAUAUUACAUACUCCAUGUAAGAAAAAACAUUCUCCAAAAUCAGUGUUUGCAUUACAAGCAAAGCAAUACUUCUUUCCAUUCCAAAUACACACAAAACACAAAAGCAAAGUCAUCAUAUAAAAUUUCCACCACCAUGACUAAAGAAUGUGACUUCCACGGAGAUGAACGCCGCCAACUCAUCCGUCGCAUAUUUGCCGCAAUCCUCAGCUUUAUAAUCCUCAUACUCUUCGUAAUCUUCCUUAUUUGGAUCAUCCUCCGACCAACCAAACCCCGUUUCAUCCUCCAAGACGCAACCGUCUUCGCCUUCAACCUCUCCUCCACCGGAGAAACACCAUCCUCAACCACCCCUACACCCAACACCAUAACCCUCACUAUUCAAGUCACUCUUUCAUCCUUCAAUCCAAACUCAAAAAUAGGCAUUUACUAUCAUAAACUUGACGCAUACGCUUCCUAUAGAGGACAACAAAUCUCAUUAGCCACUGAACUUCCACAAACAUAUCAAGGCCACCGUGACGUCGCGGUUUGGUCACCUAUACUAUACGGCGCGGCUGUUCCGGUUUCGCCUUACUUGUCGGAGAUUCUAAGGCAAGAUCAAACUUCAGGAGGAGUGUUGGUCAACGUUAAAGUCAACGGUAGGGUUAAGUGGAAAGUAGGGACUUGGGUUUCUGGAAGGUACCAUAUUGAUGUGAACUGUCCGGCGUUUAUAAAGGUCGCCGGUGAUAAGGGUGAUGAUGGGUUCGGAGUUUCUGCUCCGGCGGUGAAGUUUCAGUUUUUGCAAAGUUGUGUUGUUGAUGUUUAAUUAAUGUUUAAGCAAAGUAAUAAUUUGUUUUUAUUUCUAAUUGCUUUUGAUUAUUAUAUAGUCUCAAUCUCAACCACCCUUUUCUAAAAAUGUUCUUUUUUGUUUUUAACUUUUCUUUUUGGGAAGUUUCGUUCAGCUUUUUAUAUAUGGAAAAAAGUUACAUGCACAGUAACUUUUGUUAUGCUUGAUUCCUCAUGGAAUAAAAAAUCAACUUAUAAUUAACUUCUGGUCAUAGGAGUAGGAUUAAAAUUUGAAAUUUUAGAAUGUAUAUUUUGUCACGCAUAUUUAUGUGCAAUGUACUUAAGGAGUAGGAUUACAAUUUGAAAUUUUAUUAUGUACAAUUUUUCAUGCAUAUUUAUGUACUUAAUUAUUAGUAAAAAAAGUACUUAAUUAUGAUUACACUGUCAUAUGGAAUUUGUCUCAGAAUGUACAACUGAGCUGGUACUCGACAAAAGUCACGAAGUGUGCGGAUCUAGGCGUCUAGCACUGUGUUACUUAACAAAAAAAAAAAAAAUAAUAAUGUAUGCAUUUUUUAUUUAUUUAAACAUGCUUGAU
Messenger RNA from Medicago truncatula (barrel medic), 1421 nucleotides. RefSeq names its product NDR1/HIN1-like protein 1. Lineage: Eukaryota; Viridiplantae; Streptophyta; Magnoliopsida; Fabales; Fabaceae. Gene Ontology annotation, biological process: defense response to other organism. Gene Ontology annotation, cellular component: plasma membrane; plasmodesma. Bases 201 to 866 code for a protein of 221 amino acids. The transcript has a single exon. The record is from RefSeq and is a predicted model, not a curated record.